AUGAAGCUGCAGUGGUCCGUGGUGGGCUCGGUCUUCUUCUUCGUGCUCUCUGUGGUCAUGACGUUCGGCUUCAUUUGGCAGUACCGCCUCCCCAAGCUCAGACCAGGUGAUGUGGUGCUGAAGAGACUGGAGCCCGUGGAGAUGUGCCCCCGCUCCCCAGAGCCAGUGCCCCUGACCCACCCCAUCACCUCAGUGAGAGUGGCCCUGGAGAAGAUGGACGUGCUCCUUCGUUCUCACAUCAGCACCAGACUUCCCUCCAUCUCCGCCGUGGUUCUGCUCAACGACUCUGUUCUGUGGAACGCUCACUUUGGCAAACAGAACCUGAGCGACCCCUCGUCCCCCGCCCCGGAUGAAAACACAGUCUACAGAAUAGCCAGCGUGUCGAAGCUCUUCCCCACCCUGAUGCUGUAUAAGCUGUGGGAGGAGGGGUCCGUCACCUCCCUGGACGACCCCCUGGACAAGUACCUGCCCCACUUCAGCAUCAAGAACCCCCUGGGCACCAGCGGCAGCAGCCAGGACCCCAACGCCUGGACCCCAGACAGCCCCCCCGCCCUCAGCCUGCGCAGGAUGGCCAGCCAGCUCUCCGGUUUACCGCGCAGAUUACGCUCGACUAAUCUGCUGUGGGCGGGGGACACGGCGGAGGCUCUGCGGCUGCUGGAGGACGACGUGCUGGUGGCCGACCCGGGGACCAGGUGCCACUACAGUAACGUGGCGUUCUCUCUGUUGGCGCGGGUGCUGGCGGAGCAGGUGGCCGGGCAGGACUUCGAGAGCUGGGUGUCCGAGAACAUCCUGCAGAGGCUCAAAAUGGACGACACCGGCUUCCAGUGGCAGUCGUCGUCAGGGCGACCGCUGGCAGUGGGCGUGUACAGCAGCGGCCAGCCCGCCCCCCUGUACGACCUGGGCUGGUACCGGCCGGCGGGGCAGAUGUACUCCACCACCGCAGACAUGGCCAAGCUGACCAUGGCACUGCUGGGGGUCCCCGGGGCCUCACUCCUGCGUCAGGACACUCUGACCACCAUGCUCACCCCGCUGCUCCGCUGCCACACCGGUUACUUCGCCAACGCCACGGGGACCCCCUGGGAGGUCAACCGGCAGAUGGGCUACGACGUGGUGCGUAAGGACGGGGACCUGGACGGAUACGCCGCCACUCUGUCCCUGGUGCCACGGCUGAAGCUGGGCAUAGUGCUGCUCAUGGCGGGCGUGAGGCCCACCGAGGAGGACCUGGUGAGGCAGGCCUACUCCUACCUCAUCCCUGCUCUGGAGGAGGCCUUCAGGGAGGCUCCUCGCACCCUCCGGGCCCCCCCGGACCCACAGCCAUAUCUGGGCUUCUUCACGUACAGGAACAUAACCUUCUAUGAGAUCAAAGCCGACCCGUCCGGGGUGCUGGUCAUGCAGCAGUUCGGACCACAGUUGAACUCCUCGGUCCCGGCCAAGUACCGGACCCUGCGACUGGAUCACCUGCAGGGCCGAGUGUUCAGGGUGGUGUUUGACAGUCCGUACCCCUGUAAACUCAAACUGCACUCUGCCUCUGUGUCUCUGGAGGCGCAGGACCGUCAGCUCUUUAACUUCUAUGUGUUUAAUAAGAAGGGCUUGUCCCCAGGAUUCGACUCACCAGGACUCAACACCUACCGCGUGCUGCGCAUCCACGGACGGCCCUUCUUCACCUCAUGAGAGCACCUGUCAGCGCACCUGUCGGGGCAGGUGCUGCUGUGGGCCCUGAGACACA
Messenger RNA from Boleophthalmus pectinirostris (great blue-spotted mudskipper), 1726 nucleotides. RefSeq names its product lactamase, beta-like 1a (gene lactbl1a). The record is from RefSeq and is a predicted model, not a curated record. The coding region runs from base 1 to 1671 and encodes 556 amino acids. Lineage: Eukaryota; Metazoa; Chordata; Actinopteri; Gobiiformes; Gobiidae. The transcript has 6 exons.